Molecule: messenger RNA, 1651 nt
Organism: Phalaenopsis equestris
Lineage: Eukaryota; Viridiplantae; Streptophyta; Magnoliopsida; Asparagales; Orchidaceae
Product: probable polyamine transporter At3g19553
Exons: 2
Coding region: 65-1519 (484 amino acids)
Biological process (GO): transmembrane transport
Cellular component (GO): membrane
Molecular function (GO): transmembrane transporter activity
Source: RefSeq, a predicted model, not a curated record
UUGAAUUCUUCAACUCACCUAUACCAAAUGAGAGUCCUCACGCUUCACCACAAGACCCCCACCCAUGAGCUCAGCAGAGACGGCAGAGGGCACCCCACACUCCUCGCCUCCGCCGGCGACAUCCCCUCGCCGGCCGAAGCUAACUCUCCUACCCCUCAUUGCCCUCAUAUUCUUCGACGUCUCCGGCGGUCCCUUCGGCGUCGAAGACUCUGUCGGCUCCGGCGGCGGCCCUCUCCUUUCCCUCCUCGGCUUCCUCAUCUUCCCCCUUCUCUGGUCUCUCCCCGAAGCCCUAAUCACCGCCGAGCUCUCCGCCCUCUUCCCUUCCAAUGGCGGCUACGUCGUCUGGAUCUCCUCUGCCUUCAGUCCUUUUUGGGGCUUCCAACAGGGAAUCUGGAAGUUCGUCUCCGGCGCCAUGGACAACGCUCUAUAUCCCGUUCUCUUCCUCGAUUACCUCAAACGCUCCCUUCCCUUCUUCUCUGAUUCUUCCCCUGGUCGCCCCCUCGCCCUGUUCACCCUCACCGCCGCACUCACCUUCCUCAACUACCGCGGGCUACACAUUGUUGGCUUCUCCGCAAUCGCACUCACGUUUUUCUCACUUUCCCCUUUCAUCGUCCUCUCCGUACUCGCGAUCCCUCGGAUCCGACCUUACCGAUGGCUAUCGGCCGACAUACGCGGAGCCGAUUGGCGGGGGUACUUCAACAGCAUGUUCUGGAACUUGAAUUAUUGGGAUAAAGCUAGCGCUCUUGCCGGAGAGGUGGAGGAACCGAGUCGGACGUUUCCGAGGGCGAUAUUUGGGGCUGUGGGGCUGGUGAUGGCGUCGUACUUGAUUCCGCUGCUUGCAGGCACUGGGGCGAUUGAUGGAUCUAAGAGUGGGGAGUGGAGUGAUGGGUACUUUGCGCAGGUGGGGUUGGAGAUUGGAGGGGAAUGGUUAAGAUGGUGGAUACAGGCGGCGGCGGCUAUGUCGAAUAUGGGUUUGUUUGAGGCGGAGAUGAGCAGUGACUCGUUCCAGUUGUUAGGGAUGAGCGAGAUGGGAAUGAUUCCUGAAAUUUUCUCCAAAAGAUCAAAAUAUGGGACUCCAACGGUCAGCAUCCUAUGCUCUGCAACUGGCGUUCUGCUGCUCUCUUGGAUGAGCUUCCAACAGAUACUCGAAUUCCUCAAUUUCUUAUACGCUUUAGGAAUGCUUCUGGAGUUCGCAGCUUUCAUUAAACUCAGAGUAAGUAAACCCCAUCUGCACAGACCAUAUAAGGUUCCCGUCGGCACGUUCUGGGCGACUGUCAUGUGCUUCCCUCCGGCUUUCCUGCUGCUUCUCGUUAUGUGUCUGGCUUCUUUCAGAACUUUUGCUGUAAGUGGAGCUGUAUUUCUUCUAGGAAUUAUUUUGCAUCCAAUCAUGCAGUUUUUGAAAGAUAAAAAGUGGGUCAAAUUUGUUAUUUUGCCGCCGGAGAAUUUAGGGAAUUGCAAUGCAGACCUUCCUGUAUUAGAUGGUGAUAUUGCUGAUGAAUCUUCUGUGAGUCUGUUGUAGUUUACAGGAUUUAGUUUUUUUUGUAAAAUAGAUUCUCAGAAGCGUUGUUGAAAGAAACUGUAUCUAUUAGAAUUCUGAUCGAUCCAUUUCAGGAUGCCACUAAAUGGGAUUUUUGUGUCAUUAUGAAUUUGU